CACACAAAUAAAUAAUUAGCAGGCAGUAUUCACAUUAUACAUACUUUGAUUCAUAAAGACAAGGACAUUUCUCCUUUACAACUGUCCAUUUAUUUCUGUGAUAAGUGUGUAAGUGGAGAACAGAUAAGUAAGGUGUAAUAAGGUGAGAAGUCUCAGCUCUAGCUCCACCUUUUCUCGUGUUCACUGCCCAAUCAAAUCACAUUAUUGACCUGUUAAGUGAGGGAUCUCCCCUGUUGAAUAUGUGGGAGUUGGAUGAAACGGUGAUAGGAAAACAGAAGCUAAGACAAACUGAGAGAAGCUACGGAGGCAGACAAAAAAGAGAAAAAGGCAGCUCAGCACAGCUUGAAGCAGGAAUGAAGUAUCCUCCAGCUCCUCAGAGUAAAUCUCUGUUAGAUAUGGAGGUGGCCAACUACUGCGAAGGCCUGGAUCCAUCAUACAGCACACUAGGGUUUGAGAAUGCAGAGGUCCUCUAUGCAGGAGGAGACAGUAUGCCAGCAGAACCAAGCCACUCUGGUCCAGAUGGGCUGAAUGCUAACUGCGCAAUCUGUGGAGAUAAAGCCACAGGAAAACACUAUGGGGCUUCUAGCUGCGAUGGCUGCAAAGGCUUCUUUAGACGCUCCAUACGCAAAAGCCAUGUGUACACCUGCAGGUUCAGCAGACAGUGUGUGGUUGACAAGGAUAAGAGGAACCAAUGUCGUUUCUGCAGACUCAACAAAUGCUUUAGAGCUGGCAUGAAAAAAGAAGCUGUACAGAAUGAGAGAGAUCGGAUCAGUUCCCGAAGAGUCAUCCCAGAUUCUCAAGACCUUCCACCCAUUACAAUAUUAGCUCAGGCAGAGUCAUUAUCCCAACAAAUCAUCACUCCUGUAGGACUGGUAGACGUAUCGGAUGUGAAAUCAGCCACUGUAGGGGAUGUGUGUGAUUCUAUGAGGCAACAGCUGUUGGUUUUGGUGGAAUGGGCCAAAUAUAUUCCUUCCUUUGGCGAGUUGCCACUAGAUGAUCAGGUGAGCUUACUCAGGGCUCAUGCAGGUGAACAUCUCUUGCUUGGGGUUGCCAAAAGGUCAAUGCCAUUCAAGGACUUUCUCCUUUUAGGUAACGGCUGUGUGAUACACAGGAACGGCCCUGAACCUGAGAUUUGCAGAGUUGCCAGCAGGAUAUUAGAUGAGCUAGUCCAGCCUUUCCAAGAUAUUCAGAUAGAUGACAACGAGUAUGCAGCUCUCAAGGCAAUUGUCUUUUUUGACCCAGAUGCAAAGUCGUUGCGGGACCCAACGAAAAUUAAGACUAUGCGUCUUCAGGUUCAGAUGAGUCUGGAAGACUACAUAAACGACCGUCAGUACGACUCCAGGGGUCGUUUCGGAGAGCUCUUACUGCUGCUUCCCACCCUGCAGAGCAUCACCUGGCAAAUGAUUGAACAGCUCCAGUUCAUUAAGCUAUGCGGCCUGGCCAAGAUAGACAACCUCCUGCAGGAGAUGCUACUGGGAGGGCUAACAACAGAGUCCAGCCACCUCCACCAUGCGGCACACACCCAGUUGACCCAGGACCAUGUGACUGGACACACCCUUGUCAUCAGCACCAUGCCUGCUGCUCAAGUUCCACAAAUAGCUUCACCUGAGACUCCCAUCCCAUCGCCACCACAGGGUCCCACCACAGAAAUGUACAAACAUUUCCCUCAGCCUCAUUGUCCUCCCGUCAGCCCCUCAUCUUCUACACAGACGGACCCCUGACUCCUUCCUGCCCUGUGACAAAGAAUCUGUCAUGAAAUCAGUUUUCUUUUUCCUGGAUUUAUAGUUUAUUAUACUAAUGUAAAAGUUAGGAAGGCACUCCUUAUUCAGUAUGUCUUAAAGACUCUCUCUCCCCCGUCCCCUAGUGUUACAGCAACAAUGGUCUCAGAAUAAAUUGCCUGCCGUUCAAAGGUAAGCUUUUAUUCAAAUUUAAACCCUCACAAGUCUACAUCUUUCAACAAGAGACCAGACACAGGGGCUUCAGCUGUAAUGAUCAGAGGACGGGGCGCAAUUUAGGGGCUCAUUUAGAAUCCAGCUGGUGUUCCACCCAGCUCCGACCGGCCGCAUCAUUCCAAUAGUCAUCUCACAGUGGUAGGAAUGAUGUGUGUGAGUAAACUGUAACUUCAUUACUUGAACAGCCUUACAUGACAACAGGCUUGGUCAUCUGAAAAAAAAAAAAAGAAAAAAGAAAUGCUAUGUAUAUAUUUUGAGCAUCUAUUGCUCGUGGUUUCCAGGUUUAAAAAGACACAUUUUCUGGAUUUUUUUUUUUUUUUUGGCAAUGCCGAUUUGUCUGAAUGAAGUAGAAUGGAAAAUAAAAAGAACAAUUCAGUGUUAGACAUUUUAAUGAGGUAUACAUUUUCAAGCAGAAACUGCCAUUUAGCUGCUUUUGAGUUAUUCCAAUGUUUGCUCAUCAGCUACCCAUCUAACCCAGACUGACACCUGACACAGUCUCCAAAACCAGCCAGCUUGGCUCUCUGACUUGACCUGACCCAAAACUGGAUUUGCACGCAAAGUAGAUUAGCUAAAAGACAAAUGGUUCAACAUGAAACAGCAUAGUGUAAAAAAAAAAAAGAAUGUAAAUGAAUGUUAACAUACUAAAUCAUAAAAGAAUUUGCAAAUUUUAGAAAUAGAUCAUUCUUUGUUUUAAUUGACUUCAAUUAAAACAAUAUAUGGACAUAAGAAAUUUUAACAAUGUAAUCUCGAGUGCAAAAAUUUAUUUGUUGCAAUACAAAUUUAUAUUU
This is a messenger RNA of Poecilia latipinna (sailfin molly), 2740 nucleotides long. RefSeq names its product hepatocyte nuclear factor 4, gamma (gene hnf4g). The record is from RefSeq and is a predicted model, not a curated record. The coding region runs from base 240 to 1721 and encodes 493 amino acids. NCBI's taxonomy places the organism in Eukaryota, Metazoa, Chordata, Actinopteri, Cyprinodontiformes, Poeciliidae. Gene Ontology annotation, cellular component: nucleus. Gene Ontology annotation, molecular function: RNA polymerase II cis-regulatory region sequence-specific DNA binding; zinc ion binding; nuclear steroid receptor activity. The transcript is spliced from 11 exons. Gene Ontology annotation, biological process: regulation of DNA-templated transcription.